Messenger RNA from Rubroshorea leprosula, 2175 nucleotides. The record is from the annotation of a GenBank genome assembly. Lineage: Eukaryota; Viridiplantae; Streptophyta; Magnoliopsida; Malvales; Dipterocarpaceae.
AUUCAAUUCAAUUCAUAUUCAAACCUCUCCAAUUUUUCAACAUUGGACAGAGAAAAAAGGGAAGGGAGGUGAUAUCUAGCUAGCGUUUGCAAGUUUGAACAGAUCGGAAAAUUCCAACGCCCAUCUCCAUCUCCACCUCCACCUCAGAACACCUCUCUCUUAUGGCAUCCAACAAUCUACGUGUUCUUUAGUGGCAGCUGGUCGUUGGCAUGGUUGCAUCCACCCUCUCUUAAACCACCCAACUACCCAAAUACCCAUCUCUUUCAUUGUCCUUGUUUAAAUCCUGUUCAAAUCAAGCAUUUAUAUAUACCCCAUAUCACCCUUUUUCUUCCUCAGAAGAAACCCAGUUCGAAAAUCAGUCGAAGAUUCCAUUUUUCGAGUACCCAUCAUGAGUUCUGAGCAAAACUCCACCACCCCCAAUGGGGUUCAGAUCCAGCCAGGCAGGAGACUGCCUGAUUUCUUGCAAAGUGUCAACUUGAAGUAUGUUAAGCUUGGUUAUCAUUACUUGGUUAGUCAUCUCUUGACACUCUGUUUGGUCCCUUUAAUGGCGGUUAUAAUCCUUGAAGCAUCACGGUUGGACCCAGAUGACAUUCACCAGCUAUGGCUCCAUCUUCAGUAUAAUCUUGUGAGUGUCAUUGUUUUCUCUGCUUUCCUUGUUUUUGGGAGCACUGUUUACAUCAUGACCCGACCCAGAUCGGUUUACCUCGUUGAUUACUCUUGUUACCGUCCUCCUUCACAUCUGCAAGUCAAGUUCCAUCGGUUCAUGGAGCAUUCAAGGCUCACAGGGGACUUUGAUGAGUCCUCUCUGGAGUUUCAACGCAAGAUUUUGGAGAGAUCGGGGCUUGGAGAGGAGACUGUUGUGCCUGAAGCGAUGCACUCCCUUCCUCCAAGGCCCUCAAUGGCUGCAGCGAGAGAGGAGGCAGAGCAGGUGAUGUUUGGUGCAUUGGAUAAUCUUUUUGCCAAUACUAAUGUUAAGCCUAAGGAUAUUGGGAUUCUUGUUGUUAAUUGUAGUUUGUUUAAUCCAACCCCUUCACUGUCUGCUAUUAUUGUUAAUAAGUACAAAUUGAGGGGUAACAUUAGGAGUUUCAAUCUUGGAGGUAUGGGGUGCAGUGCUGGGGUUAUAGCUAUUGAUCUUGCUAAGGAUAUGCUGCAAGUUCAUAGGAAUACUUAUGCAGUAGUAGUUAGUACUGAGAACAUCACGCAGAAUUGGUAUUUUGGGAACAAGAAAUCCAUGUUGAUUCCAAAUUGUUUGUUUAGAGUUGGGGGUGCUGCUGUUUUGUUGUCCAAUAAAUCUGCAGACAAGAGAAGGGCUAAGUAUAAGAUUGUUCAUGUGGUGAGAACACAUCGUGGGGCUGAUGAUAAGGCAUUCAAGUGUGUUUAUCAGGAACAGGAUGAUGCUGGGAAAACUGGGGUUUCAUUGUCUAAGGAUUUGAUGGCUAUCGCCGGAGGGGCACUUAAGACCAACAUCACCACCUUGGGUCCCCUUGUUCUUCCCAUAAGUGAGCAACUUUUGUUCUUCCUGACCUUAGUUGCCAAGAAGUUGUUCAACGCGAAAGUGAAGCCCUAUAUCCCAGAUUUCAAGCUUGCUUUUGAUCAUUUCUGCAUACAUGCUGGAGGAAGAGCUGUGAUUGAUGAGCUUGAGAAAAAUUUGCAACUUCUGCCAGAACAUGUUGAGGCCUCCCGGAUGGCUCUCCAUCGAUUUGGUAACACCUCAUCCAGUUCAAUUUGGUAUGAGCUGGCUUACAUAGAGGCAAAGGGGAGGAUGCGAAAAGGGAACCGUGUUUGGCAGAUUGCUUUUGGAAGUGGUUUCAAGUGUAACAGUGCAGUCUGGCAGGCCCUCAGAAAUGUGAAGCCUUCAACCAAUGGUCCUUGGGAAGAUUGCAUUCAUAGGAAGAUGAAGACGAACGCAGAGGAAGAGGAAUAUGGUGGAGCAAGAUAAGUGAGGAUCAAAACUUCCAAAUUCUUGUAUUCUCAAUCGCUUUCAAAUGUCUUCUCUCUAUAGAUUAUGUUUCCUUGUUUUCAUGGGGUAAGCUGUCUAUCUCUUUCUCUUGAAUUUCUUCUCUUGGAGUUUUCCUCUUAAAAGACCCAAUGGAAGACCAAAAGUAUGAAUUGGCAUUUCUUGUUUCAGUAUCACAUUUCACAUCCAUUAUGUGGGAAUAAAAAUAGAAAUGAACC